This is a messenger RNA of Heteronotia binoei (common prickly gecko), 2613 nucleotides long. It is a transcript of the gene RBMX, whose product is annotated as RNA binding motif protein X-linked. NCBI's taxonomy places the organism in Eukaryota, Metazoa, Chordata, Lepidosauria, Squamata, Gekkonidae. The record is from RefSeq and is a predicted model, not a curated record. Gene Ontology annotation, molecular function: RNA binding. The transcript is spliced from 8 exons. The coding region runs from base 1169 to 2326 and encodes 385 amino acids. Gene Ontology annotation, biological process: positive regulation of mRNA splicing, via spliceosome. Gene Ontology annotation, cellular component: spliceosomal complex.
UGCGUCGUUUGCGGUCUUGCAGCCUAGCGUGGAGUGAGGUUGCAAGGCAGUUUUUAAAGCGGGUGGCCGACCGACGGGCAGGUAAAACAGCUGCUUUUCUUCCCUAUUCCCAUCACCUCGACUUGCUCUAUCUGCUUUGUGCGGAGGGCUUUUAUCUCCCUCCCUCUGGGUUGCCCUCGCUCUAUCCACACCCCUUUCUCCUCAUGGAUGCUUAAGCGCCAUUUUAAUCCGUAGAGCAGGACUGAGGGAAAUGAACGACCGGUAUGAGGACAGCCGAGAAUGGCGUUUUUAACUGAACGGGGGAGGGGUCGGGAAAACGCUUCUAGAGCCGCCAUUUUGUGGCUGUUUUAAGGCGCUCCUUUUCAAUUCUUCCCACGGGGACCCGGCUUGAGGGUGGUUGGCGUGCGUGCAAGGAGAAGCUGUGUGCGCACGCGCCGCACUUUCUCCUACCCAUCGGCUCUCGGCGCGCCUUUUCAUAUCUUAGCCCGCCACCUCUCAGUGCGCAUGCGCUCUCUGCCUUAGCUUUUUUUUUUUCCCCCAAAUUGGUUCUUGAGUGUAGUUCUGUAUUAAAAAACGAAUUGAUGCUUUUCUGGCUGGCAUCUUAAUUGCGUUUUCAUUAAGUCGUCACUCACUAUUGGGUGGUAUAUUCGUUUAGAAAACUCACAUGCCGCCUCUCCAGAGACUUCCUAUAUGUGGUGGCCUGUUACCAAUAUUUCUCCUUCACGCCCGCCCAGUGAGAUAGGUCAGGCUGGGGUGGAAGGAGAGACUGUCUCAAGGUUAUGCAGGAGGCUUUAUAGAUUGAGUUAAGGUCUCCCUGGUCCAAUACUGUAUAACAUAUUAUUUCUCCCUUUUCUUUUGGAUCCACAUUGCUUUCAUGUUUUUCACAGAUCUAAGAAGAUAAUUGUGGGGUAGACUGAAAUUUUUUGGUAUUAAUUUGAUGUGCAGAAUGUUUUGUUGAAAGAUGAAGUCUUUAACUUGAUGGGAUUUGAUUUUUUUGAGCAAGCAAGACCUAACAAGAAUCUUGGGUAUCUGUAAGAGGGCAGGUCUAUCUUAUCUGAGCCACCAGGCUGCAGCCAAAUUUUCCAUUGGAAACAUGGAGGCAUUUCAGUUUUCUCCAACAAUUGAAUUUUUUUUGUUGCUGUUGUUCUAAAUUCUAGAUAGUGUAAAAAUGGUGGAAGCAGAUCGUCCUGGAAAGCUGUUCAUUGGUGGGCUGAAUUUAGAGACAAAUGAGAAGGCGCUUGAAUCUGUCUUUGGCAAAUAUGGUCGUAUAGUGGAAGUUCUUCUUAUGAAAGAUCGUGAAACCAAUAAGUCAAGAGGAUUUGCUUUUGUCACCUUUGAGAGCCCUGCAGAUGCCAAGGAUGCUGCCAGAGAUAUGAAUGGAAAGUCUUUAGAUGGAAAAGCCAUUAAAGUGGAACAGGCUACCAAACCUCUGUUUGAAUCUGGUAGACGUGGGCCCCCACCCCAUCCAAGGAGCAGAGGCCCUCCCAGAGGUCUUAGAGGUGGAAGAGGUGGCAGUGGAACACGGGGUCCUCCUUCAAGGGGGAACCAUUUGGGUUCUUCUAGAGGUCCUCUUCCAAUGAAAAGAGGUCCACCUCCACGCAGUGGGGGCCCUCCACCUAAAAGACCUGCUCCCUCAGGACCUGUACGUAGCAGCAGUGGAAUGGGAGGCAGAGCACCCCUGUCACGUGGCAGAGACAGCUAUGGAGGUCCACCUCGUAGAGAGCCACUACCAUCACGAAGAGAUGUCUACUUAUCUCCAAGAGAUGAUGGUUACAGUACUAAAGACAGUUAUUCAAGUCGAGAUUAUCCAAGUUCCAGAGACACAAGGGAUUAUGCUCCACCUCCACGAGAUUAUGCCUACCGUGAUUAUGGUCAUUCCAGUUCACGUGAUGAGUACUCCUCAAGAGGUUACAGUUAUUCCUCUUACAGUGACCGUGAUGGCUACGGAGGGCGUGACCGGGACUACUCAGAUCACCCAAGUGGAGGCUCUUACAGAGAUUCAUAUGACAGUUAUGGUAACUCACGUAGUGCUCCACCUGCACGAGGGCCCCCUCCAUCUUAUGGUGGAAGCAGUCGCUAUGACGAUUACGGGAGCACCCGAGAUGGGUAUGGUGGAAGUCGAGAAAGUUAUUCAAGCAGCAGAAGUGAUGUCUACUCAAGUGGCCGUGAUCGUGUUGGAAGACAAGACAGAGGCCUGCCCCCUUCUAUGGAAAGGGGCUAUCCUCCUCCACGGGAUUCAUACAGCAGCUCAAGCCGCGGAGCACCCAGAGGUGGCGGCCGUGGAGGGAGUCGCUCUGAUAGAGGUGGAGGCCGAAGCAGAUACUAAAUCUUUACAAUUAUUGGACCAAAUCAGUUUUUUCCUCAAACAAAUGGAAUGUGGAAGUUCUAUCUUCACUCCCAGAGGACUACUGAAAAGUUGUUUUUACCUUUUUUUUAUUGUUGCCUGUUAAGUUCCCCUCCAUGACUUAUGUUUUUUGUGAGAAAAAGUAAACACUUGUUAUUUCAUUUCAAAAUUGUUAAUAUUUCUCUCAAAAAGCAGAUGUUAAUGUAUGACAUUUGAGCCUGUAUUACUAGUGUUGUAACUUUCACAGUAAACGUUAACCCUAAAAUGCC